GGGCUCUCCCACUCCUUGGAAUCGUUCGCUUCGAAGCUGCCGACAGUCAAUAACAUUGAAAGCUGAUUGAAUAAUAUUAACCGGCUUAUGUUCAGUAAGAACGUAUCAAUGGGAGCCUAUAACGAACGUAUUUACAAAGGCUAACGACGGUGUAGUAAGCACUGGAUUUUAGUUUCCCCACUGGAGAUAAAAGGAUACUAGAAGACUCUUCUGCAUAAUUGUGUCCUGUCUUCUGCGAGGUAUCCCGACAACCAUCGAUACUUCGUUGAUCAAUCACCAUGGAAGGCGAAGGAAAGGGGUUGACGCUCCAGCUGAUGAUGGCAGUGGGAACAGCUGUGAUUGGCUCGCUGCAGUUUGGCUACAACACAGGGGUCAUCAAUGCUCCCCAAAAGAUCAUUGAAGGCUUCCUGAAUGACACGUGGAACAGCAGGUACUCUGAGCCCAUCCCUACUACUUCCCUGACCACCCUGUGGUCCAUAUCCGUGGCCAUCUUCUCUGUUGGGGGCAUUUUCGGCUCCUUCUCCGUGGGCCUCUUUGUCAACCGCCUGGGCAGGAGAAACUCGAUGCUUAUUGCCAACGUGCUGGCGUUCAUCUCCGCCGGGUUCAUGGGCUUCUCCAAGCUGGCGGCGUCGUGGGAGAUGCUGAUUAUCGGGCGCUUCAUUGUGGGGCUCUACUCCGGCCUGUCCACUGGCUUCGUGCCCAUGUACGUGGGGGAGAUUGCUCCCACCUCGCUCCGCGGGGCGCUGGGCACUCUGCACCAGUUGGGCAUCGUCCUUGGCAUCCUCAUGGCACAGGUGUUUGGGAUCGAGUCGAUCAUGGGGAACUACACUCUGUGGCCCUUCCUGCUGGGCUUCACAUUCAUCCCAGCCAUGCUUCAGUGUAUCCUGUUACCCUUCUGCCCCGAGAGCCCCCGCUUCCUCCUAAUCAACCGCAACGAGGAGCUCAAGGCCAGAGAAGUGCUGGAGAAGCUGCGAGGCACUGAGGAGGUGGGUGCCGACAUGCAGGAGAUGAAGGAGGAGGCCAGGCAGAUGAUGAAGGAGAAGAAGGUGACCAUCCUGGAGCUGUUCCGCUCGCCGCUCUAUCGCCAGCCCAUCUUCAUCGCCGUCAUGCUUCAGCUCUCCCAGCAGUUGUCUGGCAUCAACGCUGUUUUCUACUACUCCACCAGGAUCUUUGAGAAGGCGGGAGUCUCUCAGCCAGUCUAUGCUACGAUUGGUGCCGGAGUGGUCAAUACAGCCUUCACUGUUGUGUCUCUAUUCGUCGUGGAGCGUGCUGGGCGAAGAUCCCUUCACCUCACUGGGUUGCUGGGGAUGGCAUUCUCAGCUGUCCUGAUGACAAUCGCUAUGGCACUACUGGACCAGCUGCCAUGGAUGUCCUACGUCAGCAUCGUAGCCAUCUUUAGCUUUGUGGCCUUCUUUGAGAUCGGCCCAGGCCCCAUCCCCUGGUUCAUCGUGGCUGAGCUCUUCAGCCAAGGUCCUCGGCCCUCUGCCUUUGCCGUGGCUGGAUUCUCCAACUGGUCGGCUAACUUCAUAGUGGGCAUGACCUUCCAAUACGUUGAGCAACUGUGUGGCCCCUACGUCUUCAUCAUCUUCACUGUGCUACUGCUGGGCUUCUUCAUCUUCACUUAUUUCAAGGUGCCCGAAACCAAGGGACGGUCGUUUGACGAGAUCUCAGCCGGCUUCCGCCAUGAGGCCGGACAGUCAGGGGAAAAGUACGCUCCUGAUGAGAUGAACAGCCUUGGGGGAGCCGACUCUCAACUCUAAGAUCUCCGACAACACCCCCAACCUCCUUCAAUACUACUGAUAGACUGGGUGGGCAACAUACGCCUGGGCAUUUCUAGUUUAGGGACGAGUGCCACUCCUAUAGGCCUUCAGAGUCCCACCUCUCCUGCUCUCUGUGGUAAACUGAUGACUGCAGUAUGCAUUGGGUUUCAGGAGGGCGCGAUGAGAGACUGCAAAUUCACAAUAGAGAUGUGUAGAGAUCGCAACGUUGUAUGUGUCAUUAUGGUGUCUGUGGCAGCAUGGGCAGCACCAUUGAGGCCAACUCUAUUUUAAAGUAGUACAUUUUCUUCUGUUGAUGUUUAAAAAAGUGAAAUGCUAUUGAACGCAAUUGAGAACGCAAUUGAGAUUCUCCCAUUGGCCUUCCCCACCCAGCUGACUACUUUAAAAUGGUGGAAGACCUCAAUGGCAAUGUCCAUGCAAAAAUUUUUUAUUUCCAAGUAGCGAUCUCUAUACAUCUCUAUAGUAUUCACAGGAAGUAGAGGCUCUCCUUGUAAACCCUUGUGUAAUAUUGGCAGAUAUCCAUAUCAGAGAUGAAAGAGAAAGCGAGACAUCUCAUAGGCAAAUUAUUUCAUAUCCGAUCGGGUGGCGCAAACGGGGGAGAGGGGAAUAAGUAGACCAGAGCCAGCUGUUAUAAAUGUUAUGCAGGUGAAUGAGGACCCAAAAGCGACUUAACAGAAAGAGUUUAUUCCAGUCUUUAACAAAAACGAUAAUCCUGGAUACUAUCACAGGUAAAGUCAAAACAGGAAAACUGAAACCCUC
Messenger RNA from Oncorhynchus gorbuscha (pink salmon), 2537 nucleotides. RefSeq names its product solute carrier family 2, facilitated glucose transporter member 1-like. Lineage: Eukaryota; Metazoa; Chordata; Actinopteri; Salmoniformes; Salmonidae. Gene Ontology annotation, molecular function: hexose transmembrane transporter activity. Gene Ontology annotation, cellular component: basolateral plasma membrane; apical plasma membrane. The transcript has 11 exons. Gene Ontology annotation, biological process: response to insulin; monosaccharide transmembrane transport. Bases 279 to 1760 code for a protein of 493 amino acids. The record is from RefSeq and is a predicted model, not a curated record.